Molecule: messenger RNA, 2427 nt
Organism: Cavia porcellus (domestic guinea pig)
Lineage: Eukaryota; Metazoa; Chordata; Mammalia; Rodentia; Caviidae
Product: protein S100-A15A-like
Exons: 3
Coding region: 154-480 (108 amino acids)
Cellular component (GO): cytoplasm
Molecular function (GO): calcium-dependent protein binding; chemoattractant activity; calcium ion binding
Source: RefSeq, a predicted model, not a curated record
GUCUGGCUGUCAUAACUGGAGGUACCAGGGAUAAAUCGGACACAGCUACCUCUGGUCUGAAUUUGGGAAUCUCCACAAUCAAGUGGGAGCUGGACUGCGGAUUCUGAGAGCCCUGCCAGACAGCAACAGGUCUUCCUGCUGGGUUGAGCUGUCAUGCCUAACACACUAGUGGAGGAAUCCCUUUUCAGUAUCAUCCACUGCUACCACCAGUAUGCAGCCCGUGGAGGGGAUGUGGAGACCUUGUCCCUGGAGGAGCUGAAGGCCCUACUUAUGGACAAUGUGCCGCACUUCAUGGACACCUUGGGCCGGAAGGAGCCAUACUACAUUGCAGAACUGUUCCGGACAGCAGACAAGAACAAGGACAAUCAGAUCUGCUUUGAUGAGUUCCUCUACAUCUUGGGCAAGCUGGUGAAAGACUAUCACCUGCGGUACCACCGGCAGUUGUGUGCCCAUUACUCUGCCCAGCACAACCUCUACUAGAGGGAGGGCAAUUGGAGCCUGUCCUGAGGAAAGGUGUGACCUGGCCACAAGUGGCCAAGUGGAGAACUCUGCUGCAUGUCUACAUGUGGAUAUGUAGACAUGGAUAUACCUGUGCAAAGUCUUUUAUAUGUAUUUAUGGGUUAUUAGUCAGCUUAGUAGAGACUACCCUGGAGAACAUCUAUUUCCAGGAAGACUCAGUUCUGGCCUUCCACUUUCACUCUGUAAGGAGGAGGUCUUGUCUUGGGCAGAUGACUCUCUGAUAAGGAAACCAGGCCUCACCAUACUGUCACUGGUCGUUUAUCCCCUGCACACAGCAUAGGAAUAGAGGCUCACAGGCAGGACUGGACUGUAAAUGGACCCCAAUUUUGAAGACAUCCUGCUCUGAAGCAAGCUUCGGUGAACUCAUACCCCAAGGGGAACCGGCCUGGGCCUGGGAAGGGCAAGAAGGGUGGGAGGAUGCAUUUCUAAAUGGGGAAACACAGUGGGGGACCAGUGUGCUAUGCCCAGGACCAAUAAAAUCUUUGCUUGGAAAUUAGUGUCCAAGGAGAAUGUAUGAACUCAAUGUGAAUGCAUGGGUCAAGAUCAGACUCUGGAAGUCCUUAAAAACUGAGCAGUGGGCUUUAGAUAAUGAGACACUGAGCAGUUGUAUAAGCAGGGAGUGGGACUAUGGUAUGACUAGCUCUGUGCUUUUAGAAACCAACUAGGUGCCAAAGCAUCAGAACAAACAGGGACAAGCUGGGCCCAUUGGGUGGCUCUUGUGUGGCCUGUCUACAGGACCCUGAGGACCAGCUCAACAGCUGCAUGAAGUGACAGAAGGGAGGCAGCUGACAUUAGAGACAUGAGAAUAUCAGUGUCAGACUUUGGCCACCAACUGAGCAGGAAAGGAUCCAAAUGAAUUCAGUUUCAGGUGUUCAUAACUGAGGGAAAGAUGAUGUGAGUUAUGGGCAUCACAGGUGUCCAGGCCAUCACAGGUGUCCAGGCCAGGAGCCACCAUACCAGGAAGACUGAAGGUCAAGUUUUACGCCUUCUGAGUUGGAGAAGGAAAUGAGACCAGAGGCAACAAACCAGAACUGUUCAUGCCUGUCAUGGGUGAGCCAUAAAGAAAACUUGAGAGACUGUCAACAAGGAAGGCUUCCUGAAGGAGGGAGGUGGUGGGUCUGGUUUUUACUAAUAAAACAUGAUGAUGAAUGUGGCCUGUGCCUCUGACUCUUAGUUGUUCAUGACUCAGUGGUCCAGAUCCUAUUGUCCCUGACCUCUCUCACCUGGGACUUGUCCCUGCCUUAUCUCCUUUCUGAGAAUGGGUCUGGGAACUGAUAUUCUAAACUGUGCUUAUUUCUAAACAAUGGGUUUUAAAAGAAUGACAGUUGAUCACUGCAAUGCUUACCUCUAGAAACAUUUUUUUUCUUCUACUGGUUAUUGAAACUAUCCUCAAAGUAAUAAGAACUAUGGGUGUAAUAAAACCCAAAGGGUGUAAAUGUUGUUGUAAAAAAGAAAGGAAAAAAAGUGCUCUAAAAGAUACAACUGCAAGUGUGUUUAGGUGUGUUAAGAUAGAUGACCAUAUUACUAAGUUUUUGUUGGAUCAUUGAACACAAUUGUUUGCAGUCUCACUGUUUGAAUGUCCAUUUUGUAUGCUUUAAUCCUGUAACUUGAACAACUAUUUCUAAGAUGAUAAUGUGUACUCUAUUAACUAGUGAUUUCUUACUGUUUUUUUUUUUUUUUUUUGAAGUUCUGUAUUACUUAUACCCUUAUACUGUUUUGGGUUUUUUCUCCUUUAAAUAAAAUAAAAAUUAAAAAGAAACUAUCCCCAACCCUAUUUAUUUGUUUAUUAUUUAUUAUUUAUUUUGUAUUUUGACAUGUGGUCUCAUUAAGUAACAAGUUGUGCAGGCUAGGCUUGAACUUCCUGUCCUCCUGCCUCAGCCCCUUGGACAGCUAAGAUUAUAGACUUGA